AUGGAAACAUUUACGCGAUCAAUAAGGAAUCAUCGUGGUAUCAUCGAAUCAAACAAUUUGUUCACAGAGGAAAGUCUAUUACUGUGCAUUCAACGAACUGCUUAUCGUAAGCAACAACAGCAACUGCAACAACAACAACAACAACAACUGCAACAACAACAACAACAACAACUGCAACAACAACAACAACGACGAGGACAGAUAGAAUCCUCACGGAUGGUUGACGCAUUACUGAUGCAGCAACAGCAAUCUCGAAGUGGAAGUAAUGGUAAGUUUGCUAUUCAAGAUUGUUGGAAAUAG
Molecule: messenger RNA, 300 nt
Organism: Acanthocheilonema viteae
Lineage: Eukaryota; Metazoa; Nematoda; Chromadorea; Rhabditida; Onchocercidae
Source: the annotation of a GenBank genome assembly